GCCGGCUUUCUCACGUUUGCUCUCGAGGUUCACGUCGGUCCGUCGGUCCAUCCGCAGGAUCGUUUGAAUGAAUAACAAGUUUUGGCGUCGCUAGCGCGAUAUUCGCCGCGGCUAGGUACUUUAGUUGCGGUGCCAUGAAGCUUUCGCGGUUGCACAGUUGAACGUACAUGCACGAAUACAUGCAUAGAUAGGUAUAUAUUUUUGUCGAAAAAAAAGGUUAUGAAUUCAGUAUUAGUUACAGAACUUCAUUGAUAAUUGUGACACGGUGUGAAAUAUCUUCUAAAUUUUGUUAAAAUGAAACUGCUGAAACCUAACUGGGUUACUCACGAUGAAUUUCCCAUAUUUUCCGUUGAUAUACAUCCCGAUGGCAAGAGAUUCGCGACUGGAGGACAAGGAGGUGAUUCCGGGAGAGUGGUAAUAUGGAAUAUGCAGCCAAUAAUUGAUGAGUCUGCGGAGAUUAAUCAAAAUGUUCCUAGAAUGCUGUGUCAACUAGAUAAUCAUCUUGCAUGUGUAAAUUGUGUUCGUUGGAGCAGUGGUGGCUUGUUAGCCUCAGGAGGAGAUGACAAACUCAUUAUGAUAUGGAGACUUUCGGGAGGUAGUGGUGGAAGUUCUAUCUUUGGUAGCAAAGCCGGAGUCGAGACUUGGCGAUGUAUAGCAACACUUAGAUCUCACGAAGGAGACGUCCUAGACUUAGCGUGGGCACCUCAUAGUCCUUGGCUGGCCUCAGCAUCUGUUGACAACAGUGUCAUCAUAUGGGACGCAUCUAAAUUCCCAGCCGUGAUCGCUGUACUGAAAGGACACACCGGACUAGUAAAAGGUGUCACUUGGGACCCAGUUGGAAAAUACUUGGCAUCACAGUCCGACGAUAAAACAUUGCGAGUUUGGCGGACUACAGACUGGGCCGAAGAAGCUCUAAUCUCAGAGCCAUUCGAAGAGUGUGGCGGCACAACCCACGUUCUCCGACUAUCAUGGAGCCCUGAUGGACAAUACCUGGUUUCAGCCCAUGCAAUGAAUGGUGGAGGUCCAACUGCGCAAAUUAUCGAAAGAGAUGGCUGGACUCAGGACAAAGACUUUGUUGGACAUAGAAAGGCUGUCACUUGCGUUAGAUUCAAUGGUAAUAUUCUACAAAAAAAACCUCCUGGUAGCACGAAACCUCAACAGUAUUGUUGCGUUGCGAUCGGAUCUCGAGAUCGUUCACUUUCGGUGUGGUUGACGUCACUCAAGAGGCCUCUGGUUGUGGUGCACGAAUUGUUCACUCAUUCAGUAUUGGAUGCCAGCUGGUCUCCAUGUGGCUUGAGAUUGGCUGCCUGCUCCUGGGACGGAUCAGUCGUUUUCAUCGAAUUUACGCAGCAGGAGCUUGGUCAGCCACUUGACCACACAGAACAAAAUUUAGAGUCUACUGCAGGGAGAUACUCUCCAGUAAACAGCAGCGAGCUUAACUUGAAUAAAAAGAUAGAAUGCGUACAGCAGGGAAGUAAGCAAACGGAUGUCAUUUUACAGAGCACUCUCCACGAACGUAUGUAUGGUAAACCACUGAUUCAGGGGGGUUGUAUGGUCAUGGAGGCCCCUGAGCUGCUCAACUUGAAACCUCCAGUGCCACCUUCUCAGCCUUGUCCACCGAGACCAGUGCCAGCUAACAAUGCACCACCUCCUUCUGCACCUUCUACACCAGCUAAAGGUCCCAUCAAUAAACAAAUUGAGACGAGAACCUCGGAUGGAAGGAGGAGAAUUACACCCAUGUUCAUACCGCCGCCACCAGACACAAUGGACACAUCGAUAGGUGUAGGUGUAGGCCCUCCGACGUUUACCAGCACAUCACAAACGAAGAGUUCUAUUAUCAUAGAAAAACGAGACGAUGUUGUUACUCCCAAUGUCAGUUCAGCAUUAAACGCCACACUGCCUACAACACCAGUUCCAACACUGACGUUAAAACGCCGGGAACAGACUGCCUCGAAACCGCAUCAUUCCACCCCUAACAAAAGACUGAAAUUAGUUGCAGAAAGAGGUGCAAAUCACAUUGUUUUCCCUGCGAUAAAGCCGUCCAGCUCUUUGUCUCAACAAGCCGGACAUUAUGCGGUGACUGUUACAAGUAGUCAAGGAUUGGCUCACUUGCAAGUAUUCAGGGGCACCGAUUCUGAACCUAUUUGGGAACUGUACCUCGGUUAUAAUGCGGUGGCCUUGGCCGCUUCCCCGGCAGUUAUAGUAUUAGCACUAGAAGAUGGCAGUAUUCACACUUUUCAUCCAGCUAAAGGAUCGAGACCUGCUCCGCCACUGGCUCCUCCAGCACCACUGGCCAAAUUAUAUGCUAUUGGAAACAUGGUAAUGGUCAUAUCCAGUUGCGGCGCCGUCAGAGUAUGGGAAAUCGGUCCAUCUCCUCGUCUCAUCGUUUCAACUUCAGCAGUUCACUUAGUCUCACCUGGCGCAUCACUCUUGUCCUGUACCAUACACAAUGGAAUGCCACAUUUAUCAUUUACCAACGCUCGAGCUUACAUAUAUCACAAAGAAAUGGGUACUUGGCUGUUAAUUGGUGAUAACCAGGAUCCGGUAUGGCGUUGGUCAUCUCAAGUCGCUUCCAGUACGUCUGGUGGUAGAGCCCCGCGAGGUCCACUAUCAUCAUUGCAGGAAGCUCUUCAGCGUACAGCGGGAAGUGCCCCACCACACCCGAGGCCACCUCACAGUGCGCCCAGCGUUGUUGCUUACUUGGAACAACAACUUCUCGCCUCAAAGGCGCUCGGCAGCUCCCAAGAAUACGUUCACUGGCUUAUGGCAUUAGUAUCUUUUUUGUUGACUCAAGAUGGAUUAGAGAAACGCCUAAGGAUAAUACUGGACGAUUUAUUAGGACCGAGUCAUGGAUCGGCUGCCAAAAGUGCCUGGGAACCUACAAUGCUGGGGAUGAACAAACACAAGCUGCUGAGCGACGUAUUGGCUGUUGUCGGGGGGCACCUGCGCUGGCAAAGACUGUAUCUAGAAUAUGUUGAACAGUUAGCAGCGAUGAAACAGACAUGAUAAUUAUGGCAUGACGACAUGGUAGACUGAAUUUUCAUUGCAACAAUGAUAUUUAUAUAUAUAUAUAUAUACAUAUACACAUAGGUAUACAUAACUACUAUACAAAAUGUAUAUUUAUUGUAACAUUUAUCAAUGAAGACUGUACAGAUUUUUAUAUUUUACGUUGUAUGAUAGUGAAAAUAAAUUAUUA
Messenger RNA from Diprion similis, 3196 nucleotides. RefSeq names its product protein HIRA homolog (gene Hira). The record is from RefSeq and is a predicted model, not a curated record. Lineage: Eukaryota; Metazoa; Arthropoda; Insecta; Hymenoptera; Diprionidae. Gene Ontology annotation, cellular component: nucleus; HIR complex. Gene Ontology annotation, biological process: chromatin remodeling; DNA-templated transcription; regulation of DNA-templated transcription. The transcript is spliced from 11 exons. Gene Ontology annotation, molecular function: protein binding; nucleosome binding. The coding region runs from base 295 to 3006 and encodes 903 amino acids.